Triplophysa dalaica is the source of this 2065-nucleotide messenger RNA. RefSeq names its product sialidase 4 (gene neu4). Gene Ontology annotation, cellular component: cytoplasm; membrane; lysosome. The transcript has 3 exons. The record is from RefSeq and is a predicted model, not a curated record. Gene Ontology annotation, molecular function: exo-alpha-sialidase activity. Bases 67 to 1362 code for a protein of 431 amino acids. Gene Ontology annotation, biological process: ganglioside catabolic process; oligosaccharide catabolic process. NCBI's taxonomy places the organism in Eukaryota, Metazoa, Chordata, Actinopteri, Cypriniformes, Nemacheilidae.
UCCAGACUAACGUUAGCCGACAUUUGUUUUUGAGCGGUGUUGACUGUUCUUCGGAUUCAUGAAGCUAUGGCCUCCCAAUAUUUCCCAGCACGCUCUGUGCUUUUCCAAAAGGAGUCCAGUGGUGUCACGUAUCGUAUACCAGCUUUGAUCUACCUGCCUCGCUGCCGAUGUUUUCUGGCCUUCUGCGAAGAGCGUCUGACUCCUGCAGACAAUCAAGCACAUCUGCUGGCCAUGCGCAAAGGAACCUUACACAAAAGCUACGUGGAGUGGAAGGACAUGCAGGUGUUGAGCACAGCUCGACUGCCUGGCCACCGUUCCAUGAACCCUUGUCCUGUUUAUGAUGACUUUACCGGCACAGUCUUUCUGUUUUUCAUUGCUGUUCUGGGUCACACCUCCGAGUCGUACCAGUUAACAACAGGGAAGAACGUGACCCGUCUUUGCUUUGUGUCCAGCAGUGAUCAGGGAGACACCUGGAGCUCAGUCACAGACCUUACAAAGACGGUCAUAGGGGACACCAUUAAAGAGUGGGCCACCUUUGCUGUGGGUCCAGGUCACGGGACGCAGUUAAAAUCUAGACGUCUUAUAAUCCCUGCCUACGCGUAUCAUAUUGAAUGCAGAAACUGCUUUGGCAAGAGGUGCAAAACCUCGGCACACUCCUUCUGUUUUUACAGCGACACACAUGGAAAGGUUUGGCAUUAUGGGAAGGCAUUGGCGGCUCCUGAGAGCGUGGAAUGUCAAAUGGUGUCUGUAGAUGAAGAAGAUGGAGUCACUGUUCUGUACUGUAAUGCUCGGAGCUCGUCGGGUUGCAGGGUACAGGCAAUUAGCUUUAACCAGGGUACUGUUUUUGGCGAUGGCCAGCUGGUGCAGAAACUAGUGGAGCCCAGGAAUGGAUGUCAGGGCAGCGUGAUCGGGUUUCCAGCUCCCUUUUCUCCACUUAGGCAAUCCCAACAUUUACUAGGACAGCUGACUUCCGCGGGACUCCAGAGGUGGUCUCCAGAAAACUUCCUCGCAGCAACGUGGGUGAUAUAUACACACCCGACUUGGUCACAUGCCCGGCGUGACCUAGGCGUUUACCUCAGCCUUCUGCCGCGGGACCCGGACAGCUGGUUAGGACCCUGGGUCAUAUACGACGGGCCCAGCGCCUACUCAGACCUGGCGUAUGUUGAGCUGACGUCUGCUGAUGGCCCUGCAGUCACAGUCUUUGCUUGCCUUUUUGAGAAUGGCACAAGAACAGCUUACGAAGAGAUCUCCUUCUGCAUGUUCACACUGUAUGAGUUGAUCGACCACCUUCCCCGCAAUGAGCAAAAAACAAGAGGCCUCAUGAAAAGGAAGAGAAUGUGGGAGCACUGCUCCGUCUCCUGACUGUAAGAAAAGAAAUGUUAUUUUCCUGACUAUAGAUUUUCUUUAUUUCUAGACAUCAACAUCCUCUCAUAUGAUAUCAGUAAAGCACUCCUGUUAGGCCAGAUGUUAUUUUGUAACACAACUUUGCUCCAUUAGCUGGUCUUUGAAUUGUUUAUCUCCUGGUGUGUCUUAAUAUUUAAAUUAACAAAGGACAGUCAAAGAUUUUUGCCAGAGUCAUUUCAUUUUAGCCAUGUGAGAGGAGGAGGAAACUGAGUGGUUUUGUCACGUCUUCUGGUCUUUCACACUUCUUUUACACUUUCAAAUCUUUUUGGCUCUGCAUGUAAGUGCUGAUAAACGCUAACCGUUCUGUGCAACCUGUUUGAAAUAUUUGAACAGUUUUAUUGCUGUGAAUAGUAGUUGCAAAGAGAGGUGCAAAAAAACUAAUUCUGCUCUAGUUGCAUUUUGGAUGUGAUAUACGCCAGCUGGUCUGUGCAGCGCUGCAUUAUGUCACAUGCACAUGCAUAAAGAUAACUGCUGGAUUAUAGAGUUUCUCUUUUUGUGAAACAUACAUCCCUAUACAAUUUUGCAUACAGUGUUAUCUUUACUUUACAUUGCAUAUUAUUAUGACAGUUGAGUUUGCUUGAACCACUUAUUUGUCAAGCAUAUAUUUUCAAUAAACCAUGUUCAUUUGACAUUUCCUUCUAUGCAUUAACUCAUGAUAGUG